Molecule: messenger RNA, 1560 nt
Organism: Nothobranchius furzeri (turquoise killifish)
Lineage: Eukaryota; Metazoa; Chordata; Actinopteri; Cyprinodontiformes; Nothobranchiidae
Product: zinc finger and BTB domain-containing protein 49
Biological process (GO): regulation of transcription by RNA polymerase II
Cellular component (GO): nucleus
Molecular function (GO): RNA polymerase II cis-regulatory region sequence-specific DNA binding; DNA-binding transcription activator activity, RNA polymerase II-specific
Source: RefSeq, a predicted model, not a curated record
UUACGUUCCUGAGCAUGCGCACAGAAGUUACCCUAGGUUUGGAGCUGUGUUAAACAGAACGGCCGUAGUUCCGAGUACAUUUCUCCUGACUUAAACGUCUCCGAGCUUCUGAAGCUGCUGCUAAGAUGUCGAAAAUCGAGUUGUUGAGGCUUCUGAUCAACCAGCGGCUCACCGAGGCCGCUGAGGAGAUCUUCGGAGUGUUUGGGAGAACCAUUGCGGAAUAUGAGGAGGAGAUCGCCCGCUCCAAACUGGAGAUUGACCGCCAGCGCCGCCUGCUGGACCUCUCCAGGAAGCCGCGGAUUUCUCUGCCUGCCUUUGUUCCAGACGUCUCGGAGCAACAGUGGAGCUCCAGUUUUGAUCAGAACGAGGAGACGCCUCACAUCAAAGAAGAGGAGGAAGAGGAUCUGUGGAUCGAACAACAAGAUAAGUUGUGUCAGACGUCCAAGGAGAACGUCAGUUCUGUGUUCCAGAGCAGUACGGGCAGAAAUCAGGGUGACAGAGUCUCCGAGUUCCAGAGCAUGAACCCUGGAGACCAAGAGGACUUGAAGUUUGAGGAACAGCCCGGCACCUCAGUCCAGCAGGUGUCCUCUGAGGACGAACAUGGAGCUUCUGAAGCAACGUUAGAAAACCUCCAGUUUGACUGCGAGGAUCUGGAAGCACCGCCGCUGCAGAUAGCUGACUCGUACGUGUGCACCAUCUGUGGCCGGGAGUUUUCCCAGCGUAACCAGUGGACUAAACAUAUGCUGGUGCACCGGAGAGCCGGCGCCAAGGCCGACAAGUCGUUCACGUGUGAUAUUUGCGGGAAGAAGCUGACGCGUUUUGAUGGAUACCAAAAACACUUACGGGUCCACACUGGCGAGAAGCCGUACUGCUGCAGCGUGUGUGGGCGCAGGUUCAGCGACAACUCCAACUACAAACGACACAUUCGCAGCCACAGGAAGGCCGGGGUUGUGGUGCCGAGCUCAGAAACCGCCACAGGCUCACCUCAGUGAGACACCUGAACAUAAACAUUUUAUCUUCUUGUUUUAACAAGAUGGACCUUCUAGCUAAACGAAUUUAACCCUUUGAUGCAUGAACUAUGAAAUCUUCAACCAUGAUUUUUUUCAUUCAUCUUUAGGUGUGAAUGAAACAAAUUUCAUAUUUACUUAUUUUUUGUGACAUUUAAUUUACCAGUGAUUAAUUAAAUGUCCAUCUCAGUGGACAGCGUGCAAUCUGAACAUGAAAUAUGUUGGCUUGCCUUACUGAAGUACAAAUGGAGGGGCUCAAACGCAAUAAAGUCUUCAACAGCUGUGCUUAAUAGCAAAAAUAAAUAAAUAACAAUUUUGAGUACCUGUCCACUGUAGUGACCAUUAUGCAUCAAAGGGUUAAAACAUGUUUCUACAUUUUAAAAGAACAAAUGUCUGUGUUUCAUGUCUCGAGUUUAUUGUUUUCAGCCACUCAGAGCACAAAGUUUUACACUUACUUUUGUAAAGAUAUGAUGACAUUUUCUUUUCAGAAAUGUCAACUCAGAAAAGGGCAGAAGAUGCUUUAAGAACUGUGAAAUAAACCAAGGUAAUGAAA